Fundulus heteroclitus (mummichog) is the source of this 1235-nucleotide messenger RNA. Its product is annotated as B-cell receptor CD22. NCBI's taxonomy places the organism in Eukaryota, Metazoa, Chordata, Actinopteri, Cyprinodontiformes, Fundulidae. The transcript is spliced from 11 exons. The record is from RefSeq and is a predicted model, not a curated record. The coding region runs from base 75 to 1235 and encodes 386 amino acids.
AAUCACAGGUUUUCCAUUGUUAUGCAACGUUUUUACACAGGAACGGACUAAACCUGGGCUCGUUUGAGGAGUGGAUGACUAUUAACCGUUUUGACCAGCAGCAGGCAGGAGCAUACACCUGCCGACCAAUCCCGCCGCAGAACGUACAGUCACCCCCUGUCUCUCUGACAAUGGGACACAGUCCUCGCUCCACUUCCAUUGCAGCAUUUCCUGCGGGGGAGUUGUCAGAGGGGGGUUCAGUCACUCUGACCUGCAGCAGUGAUGCAGCCCCACCGGUCGAGAGCUUUGCAUGGUUUAAAGACAUGGAGAGCGGCAGCAUCCCAGACAGCUUCAGUCCUCAGCUCCACCUGUCCUACCUAAAAUACACGGACAGAGGAGAGUAUUACUGUGUGGCUCGCAACUCGCUGGGAACAGAUCGCUCCGGAUCUCUUUUUCUCAAUGUCACCUACUCACCAAAGAACACACAUUUGUGGGUGAGUCCUCGAAGAGACAUCAGAGAGGGCUCCUUUGUACACCUGAGCUGUCUCAGCCAUUCCUACCCCCCUCCCAGCAGGUAUGCCUGGUAUCGAGUUGUCGGGGAGCAGCUUGUGGCUAAAGGUAACUUUCAGAACCUGACCUUCCCGUCUGUGGGCGCUCAGCAUGCGGGUCAGUACUACUGCAUCGCCUCAAACCCACUGGGAUCCCAGGCCUCUCUUGUUUCUUCGCUGACGGUCCUCUACCCCCCGAAGAACACCUCCAUUGUGGCUCGUCCCUCCAGCGUGGUGGACGCGGGCCGGCCCCUCACCCUGACCUGCAGCAGUCAGGCCUACCCAGCGGUGGACAACUUCACCUGGCACAGACUGGCUCUGGACGGGGCCACAGUACAAUCAGCAUGGGCCACCAAGUCUGGUCCUGUGUUCGCCUUCUCAGAGGUCGGUCCAGGUGAGACUGGUCAGUACUACUGUGAAGCCAGGAAUCCAAUCGGAGCCCACAGCUCUCCAGUCCUGACCGUUAGAGUCAGAGGUCGCUUAAAAGUGAUCGCCUUGGCUUCAGCGGUGGGCGUGUCUGCUGGUCUCAUCACGCUGACGGUGGCCGUCAUGAUCAGCAAGAACAUGCACAGAGUAGACGCAGAGCCUGUGGAGAAUGUAAACAAGCGUCCACCAGAACCAGCCGACACCGUGUGCUGUGUGAGUCGGCCCAACAAACCCUCCCAGCUAGAAGGGGAAAGAUGUCCGACAUUCCCGUUGCUCGAUUGA